Molecule: messenger RNA, 1875 nt
Organism: Miscanthus lutarioriparius
Lineage: Eukaryota; Viridiplantae; Streptophyta; Magnoliopsida; Poales; Poaceae
Source: the annotation of a GenBank genome assembly
AUGGACGCAGCGGCGGAGGUCGACCACCUCGCGGCCGAGAGGGACGCCGCGCUCUUCGACGUCGAGGAGAUGAAGGUUGCGUGGGCUGGCUCGCGACACGCCGUCGAAGUCGGCGACCGCAUGGCCCGACUCGUCGCGUCCGACCCUGUCUUCCGCAAGGAUAACAGGACCAUGCUCUCCAGGAAGGACUUGUUUAAGGACACUCUAAGAAAGGCAGCCCACGCAUGGAAGCGUAUUGUCGAACCACGCCUUACAGAGGAGGAAGCAGGUAUGCUGAGGCUAUACGGCAUGUUUGUUCCUGCUAUAAAAGGUCAAGGUACUGAGGAGCAGCAGAAGAAGUGGUUGCCUAUGGCUUACAAGUUCCAAAUAAUUGGGUGCUAUGCUCAGACUGAACUUGGUCACGGCUCAAACGUUCAGGGCCUUGAAACAACUGCUACAUUUGAUCCAAAGACUGAUGAGUUUGUCAUCCACAGUCCAACUCUGACCUCCAGCAAAUGGUGGCCUGGUGGCUUGGGGAAAGCUUCCACCCAUGCAGUGGUGUAUGCUCGGCUGAUAACUGAAGGAAAGGACUAUGGUAUACAUGGUUUCAUUGUGCAACUGCGAAGCUUAGAGGAUCACUCCCCGCUUCCUGGUGUUACCCUGGGUGAUAUUGGUGGAAAAUUUGGUAGCGGUGCAUAUAACAGUAUGGACAAUGGUGUUCUCUUGAUUGACCAUGACCAUAAAAAGAUACCAAGGGAUCAAAUGUUGAUGAGGCUUUCACAAGUUACUAGGGAGGGGAAAUAUGUUGAUUCAGAUGUCCCAAAGCAGCUGCUUUAUGGGACAAUGGUUUUUGUUCGUCAAACAAUAGUCCGCCAUCCAAAGCAGUUUGGCUCUCAAGAUGGUGGCCCUGAGACUAAGGUCCUUGACUACAAGACUCAACAAAGCAGACUCUUUCCAUUGCUGGCUUCAGCAUAUGCAUUUAGAUUCGUGGGUGACUGGCUCAAGUGGCUAUACAUGGAUGUCACUCAGAAAUUGGUAGCUAAAGACUACUCAACACUGCAAGAAACCCAUGCCUGUACCGCUGGUUUGAAGGCCGUGACAACAUCUGCAACAGCUGAUGCCAUUGAAGAAUGCAGAAAGCUCUGUGGUGGACAUGGUUACUUGAACAGCUGUGGGCUUCCUGAAUUGUUUGCUGUCUAUGUUCCUGCUUGCACUUAUGAAGGGGACAAUAUUGUUCUGCUUUUGCAGGUUGCAAGGAUUCUAAUGAAGACUGUAUCCCAAUUGGCAUCUGGAAAACAACCUGUUGGUACAAUGGCUUACAUGGGCAAUGUACAAUAUCUGAUGCAAUGCAAAUGUGCUGUUAACACAGCCGAAGACUGGCUUAACCCUGUUGCCAUACAAGAGGCAUUUGAAGCCAGGGCUCUCAGGAUGGCAGUAAACUGUGCCCAGAACAUAGGCCAAGCAGCAAGCCAAGAAGAAGGUUUCUAUGAGCGGUCCCCAGAUUUGCUAGAGGCUGCAGUAGCUCACAUCCAGUUAAUCAUUGUAACCAAGAACAACUCCAGAACCUUUGCAAUGUUUAUGCCUCUACAUUCUUCACAAGCACCUGGGCGACUUCCUGGCAACUGGGUGCAUCACACCAAGCAGGGAGCGUUGGCAAAUGAGCAGCUUGGCAAGCUUUACGCACAGGUGCGUCCAAAUGCUGUUGCGCUGGUGGAUGCGUUCAACUACACAGACCACUACCUGGGGUCGGUGCUGGGGCGGUAUGACGGGAAUGUGUACCCGGCCCUGUACGAGGAGGCAUGGAAGGACCCUUUGAAUGAGACGGUGGUGCCUGAGGGGUACCAUGAGUACCUCCGCCCCUUGCUCAAGCAGCAGCUCAAGGUCUCCAGGCUCUGA